CCCAUGAAGAGAGAACAUGGCCGGAGUCACAUUUCUAUCUGACCAUAAAGUCAACAGUGGAAUAUUCUAGAUAAAGUGUAAAAGGCUCCGACCAGAUGAGGAGAUUCGGUCUUAUUUGCUUUCGUUUGUAAGAAAAAAAGAAAAGAAAUUGAUGGUUGUCAUGGAGGACGUUCUAUUGCCUACAAUGUGUACAGUGACUUCCCGCCAUUUCCGGCCCUGCUGACAGGUCACAUGACAUGUAUGUUACAGCAUUUGCCGUCCAUCCACACACCGCCCCCCACAGUCUAAUCACCAUGACAACUCCACACAACACAGUGGUGGCCACCAUUAUGGCUUAUAGAACAUUAGAACAAGACUGAUGUCAUCAUGAUGAUGUCACAAUGCUGAGCCGGGGUAUACACUGCCUGACCGGCUGACUGAGUCCUUUGAGGGUUGUUGAAGUCGAGAUGGCAGGCUUUACAGAGAUGGAGCUGAGCGGGAUUGUUUUGGGGAUUAUGGUGGGAAUAUUAAUUGUUCUUUGGCUGCUGCAUUAUAUGGGGAAGAAAAUCAAAAAAUGGAUGAAAGAACGGAGGAGGAAGAGAGCGAGGGAGAGGAGGAUGAGGAGGAUAAAGCAGUGGGAGAGGAGGAUGAAGAGGAGGGAGUGCAAGUGGCGGAAGAGGAUGGAGCGGGAGUGGAGGAGGAGGUUCGAGCCUGACUCAAAAAUUCCAUUUGGCAUUAUAAAGAAAGAUGAAAUAGUCAGUGCUGGACUGAGGAUGAUAUACCAUCAACAAUAAAAAAUAAAAAAUAAAUUAC
Hyla sarda is the source of this 792-nucleotide messenger RNA. Its product is annotated as major centromere autoantigen B-like. The record is from RefSeq and is a predicted model, not a curated record. The transcript is spliced from 4 exons. The coding region runs from base 447 to 773 and encodes 108 amino acids. Lineage: Eukaryota; Metazoa; Chordata; Amphibia; Anura; Hylidae.